UUUCAGUGACUUUUAUCACCUCAGGGGAAGAUGCUUCUCUUUUUAUUGCUGCUGUACGUUAUUAUUUAUGCUGAGGGAAAAUGUGCAAAGAACUAUUAUUACGAUGGACUUCUUGAGGAAUGUCAACAUUGCUCCAUUAGAUGCAACUCUCCACCAAUUACUUGCAAAAAAUUUUGUACCUCAAUCCCAGAAAAUGAAGUUGAAAAGAAUCAAAAUAUCCGUUUAAUUUUGAUCGUGUUUUUUGUGUUCCUGGGAGCUUUCACAGUACUCACCAUUAUUCUGCAAGUUAUACGCAGAAAAUCCUGUAAGCCCAUCAUGAACAAAGUGAUAGGUCAAGAACACAAGAACGACAGCGAGAGAGGCUCGAAUGCCACAGAGCAAUCUGAAGACACGGAUGAAGCUACAACUUAUUUGCCUGAAGGACUGAACCAGGAUCACUACAACUCCAACCUGCCUCUUCCUUCCACCGAGGAAGGUACUACACUGCUGGUUACCACAAAGACUGUGCAAGCUUACCACUGCACACCUGUUAUAUAGAGGAGGAGAUCACUGGAACUUUCACAACACUGCACAUCAUCUGGUGAAAGACAGUAGUGAGGAUCAUAUCACCAUUACUCUGUCACGACUGCAGGAUGCAAUAAUAAUGAACACAGUAUGGUAUCUGACUGUCAGAAUGAGUAUUUCAGCCUUAUUUAGAUGUAAGAAUUAUCUGCAAUAUUAGAAUUGAUAAAAUAUUAAUUUUUUUUUACCAUACUUUGUCCAAAAGGUCACCACUUUUAUGCGUAUUUUUGAAUCAGUGCAAACCCAGUACACAUUUAUGCUGUAUCUUUGUUAAAUUAAAAUGUGCUACUUCAAUUAUGAAGGCUUACAGUUUGUAAAUAUACUUAAAUAAAUAAAUAAAUGCAUGACAUUUAUGUAAUAAGUUCUUAAAAGAAUAGUUCACCCAUUUUUAGUCUGCCAUCAUUUACCCUUUUACCCCCUGCCCCCAAAUUUUAUCCUGUAUUUACUGUCGCUGUAUGACAAAAAUGAACGUGAAGGUUAGGGAAGUUGUCUGUUCCCAGCAUUCUGCCAAACGUUUCCUUUUGUGUUUCUCAUAAGAAAUAAAGUCAUACAGGUUUGGAAUUACA
Messenger RNA from Puntigrus tetrazona (Sumatra barb), 1127 nucleotides. Its product is annotated as tumor necrosis factor receptor superfamily member 17. Gene Ontology annotation, biological process: tumor necrosis factor-mediated signaling pathway. The record is from RefSeq and is a predicted model, not a curated record. Gene Ontology annotation, molecular function: signaling receptor activity. The coding region runs from base 31 to 537 and encodes 168 amino acids. NCBI's taxonomy places the organism in Eukaryota, Metazoa, Chordata, Actinopteri, Cypriniformes, Cyprinidae. The transcript is spliced from 3 exons.